Molecule: messenger RNA, 1485 nt
Organism: Heterobilharzia americana
Lineage: Eukaryota; Metazoa; Platyhelminthes; Trematoda; Strigeidida; Schistosomatidae
Source: the annotation of a GenBank genome assembly
GCAAGUGUGACAUAUUCAAAAUCUUAUUCGCACGUUUUGGAUUUCUAGAGUGCCUCAGCUCUUUUUUGUCACGCUCUACGAUUCUGGUGGUCACCAAACACUGCUGUACGCGCCCCUUACAACAAAGUGCCUACCUACAGGCUAGACGAGAACGUAUCAACAGCUGGUGGUUACACAAGUUAGCAGCUUUGAUGACUAGAGGCGAAAACUACUGCUCUGCAGCAAGAUAUGUUUGUGGUGUUUUGAGAGGCAUGGUAAAUAAAUGGUUUGUUAUUCUGUACACAGUCUGCGGAUAAUCGUUCAGUAUAUAUUAAUGUUGAAUUUGUGGAUAAACUCUCCGAAAUGAUGUACUAUGGAGCUGAGUAUAUUCAAGUAAGAUAUUUAAUGAAGGCUAGUGUAAGGUUGUUUGUGAUUUUGAUCACACGUUGUCUAAGUAUACUCACAAUGCUGCAAAGGUUCCUGUUUGUCAUGGUUUGUUUAUGAAUCACCACAGAAUACCUGAAAUGUCGAGAAUGCGAGUGGGUUCGUAUUUCAUUUCUAACUUUUGGUCAGCUCAUGGAACUGUAUGAAUCGUAUAUGUCAAUCAGGAAUUAUGGUAACGCAAAUGAAUCCGAAAAUAUUUCACUUACGAUGGAGUUUUGGAAGUUAGCUCACAAGGCAUUAGUUGAUGGUAAUAUAACCCGAAAUGAUGUUGAAUGCUGUGCUCUAGAAGGCGGGAUUGUUAUAAGAGAUAAUGCAACUAUUUUUUUGAACAAAUUGGCUCAAAACAAUAUACCAAUGAUUAUAUUUUCUGGUGGUAUAGGCAAUGUGAUUGAAACACUUUUAACGGCGCUGAAUAUACCUUUAGAUAAUAUUCGUAUAGUAUCAAAUUUUAUGGAUUUCAAUUCUGAGGGGCGUUUGGUUGGAUUUCAAGAUCCUGUCAUUCAUUCACUUAAUAAAACAUACAAAAUAAUACAAAAUUCUGAGUAUUAUGAGACAGUUUUGUCAAAAAGGACUUGUAUUUUGCUGAUUGGUGACUCAGAUAAUGAUGCAGCUAUGAUUGACAACAGACAGAAAUUUUCCAGUGGACAGAUAAUUGUUAUUCGUAUAGGAUUUUUAAAUGAAAAGAUCGAUGAAAGAAUGGAACUAUUCACUUCACUGUACGAUAUUGUUCUUGUCAACGAUGAAACUUUUGAUAUUCCAUUGGUCAUUUUAUCAUCUAUUUUCAAUAGUGAUGAAUUUCUUAAACGUGAUGAUAAUACCAUCGCCACUGCCAACAACAACAACAACAACAACAACAACACCUAAUAACUAUUUAAUAGCAUUUCACUGACUUUGUGAUUUAUUUUUACAAGAAUUAUUGAACCUAAUGAAAAUCAUUUCUCUUAAACAAGGGAAUACUUGUUCUAAUACUUACUUGGAAUAACGAAUCACAAAGCGAUAAUUUCAAUGCAUUGACUUGUAGAAACAUUUCCUGAUAAUUGGUACGCAAGAGUUAUAGAUUAG